Messenger RNA from Triticum turgidum subsp. durum (durum wheat), 204 nucleotides. The record is from the annotation of a GenBank genome assembly. NCBI's taxonomy places the organism in Eukaryota, Viridiplantae, Streptophyta, Magnoliopsida, Poales, Poaceae.
AUGGCGCCGGCGAGGAGGAAGCGCGGCGCAUCUGCGGCUGCUGCAGCGGCGGCGGCCGCGGCGCAGUGGAAGGUCGGCGACCUGGUGCUCGCCAAGAUAAAGGGCUUCCCCGCGUGGCCAGCCAUGGUGAGUUCGGGCUUCUUUCUCAUCUGUAGCCUCGUACGCAGUUGUCCGGGUAGCCUGUGGCUUGGGAACUCGGGUUAG